This is a messenger RNA of Benincasa hispida (wax gourd), 1616 nucleotides long. NCBI's taxonomy places the organism in Eukaryota, Viridiplantae, Streptophyta, Magnoliopsida, Cucurbitales, Cucurbitaceae. The record is from RefSeq and is a predicted model, not a curated record.
CUUCGAGGCUUGGGAUCUUAUCGGCAGUGAAGAAUAUAUAUACAUUAUUAAUUUUGACAAAUAAUAAUGGAGAAUUAUGAAGAAUCAACGGCUCCCAUGAGCCCAAUGAGCCAAUACUUCAACACUUCAGAAAUGUGUGUAUCUGUUUUGGGUGUGAUUGAGCUUGAAACUCCAAUUUCUGCAUGGGAAGAAAUAUCCUCCAUUGCCAUUGAUGUUCUCAUCCCAUCCAACCCACGUUUCACUUCCGUCAUGGUGAAAGAAAGCUCGAACGGGGAGAGAAAAUGGAAGACAAUUAAGAUUAACCCAAAAGACCAUAUUUACAUACCAAAUUUCCCACCGGAGCUCUCACCAUAUGAAUAUGAUGCAUACUUUGAUGAAUAUGCCACACAAACAGCCACAAAGCCCUUUUCACAAAGCAUUCCUCUGUGGGAAAUUCAUGUUUUCAAUUACCCUACAAGCCAUGCAACAUGUAGUAUAAUUUUCAAGGUUCAUCAUUCUAUAGCCGAUGGCUUUUGUCUUAUGAACAUUCUUUUAAGUUGCCUAAAGAGAGCCGACGAUCCUUCUCUUCCUCUCACUUUCCCAUCUCGACAACGGUCAAAACAACCUGAAAAUGAACUCAAUUUCCGUCGUCGUAGCUAUUUCCCAGGUCAUCUUUUCUCUUCGGUUUCAAACUUUUUAUUGAAUUUUGGAUGGAGUAUCAUGAAGAACACUAUUGUUGAAGAUGAUCCUACACCCAUCAAACCAGAACGAGAUUCCAUGCAGCUUGUUAAGCCAAUUGCCAUAUCAACCAUCACCUUUCCUCUUGAUCAAAUCAAACAAAUCAAGGAUAAGCUUAAUGCGAGUGUUAAUGAUGUGGUCACCGGAAUCAUAUUCUUGGGAAUUCGAUUGUACAUGCAAGAACAUAACCCUGAAUCAAGUCAGGCCAAUUCAAGUGCAUUAAUUCUACUCAAUACUAGAAAGGCUAAGGCUUAUAAAUCAGUCAAAGAGAUGGUCAAAACAAACACCGAUGCACCAUGGGGAAAUAAAAUUGCCUUUUUGCCAGUGCCAAUACCAAAAUUAAUUGAUUCUACUACUCUUGCGUCAACCCCUUUGGAAUUUGUGAAGAAAGCCAAAGAAAAAAUUAUGUUGCAAAGAAGCCCCGUCUCUGUUUUUUUGGCUGCUAAGUUUUUUGAAAUGGUCAAGAAUGUGACAGGCCCUGAGGUUGGAGCAAAGUUGUUCAAAAGGAAGCUAAAGAAUUCAAGCAUUAUGAUAUCAAAUAUGAUUGGACCUGUGGAGAAAAUAUCUUUGGUCAAUCAUCCAGUUAAAGGCAUAUACUUUACCGUCCCUGGCAUGCCACAGAAAGCGAAGAAGACUAAACCACCACUUGAGGAACCACCAAUGUUGGAACUUUUGUCAAGAAAUUGGCCAAAGCUUUUGUCUCGACCCGCCAUAUCUUCAUCCUUUCAAGCUUCUCGUUGAGGAUUUUUGAGUGGAAGCUCAGUCUUCUUCUUUCAAAAGUGAGAGAGCACCAUCAACUUCCAUUGCAACAACUUUAAAGCAGCCACCAUCAAAGGCAAAGGGAACCAGACAUUGCAACCAACGGCUUGGCAUCUUCUUUUCUGAACCUUACUCUAUUU